This is a messenger RNA of Trypanosoma conorhini, 4041 nucleotides long. RefSeq lists its product as uncharacterized. The transcript has a single exon. Lineage: Eukaryota; Euglenozoa; Kinetoplastea; Trypanosomatida; Trypanosomatidae. The record is from RefSeq and is a predicted model, not a curated record. Gene Ontology annotation, molecular function: protein binding. Bases 1 to 4041 code for a protein of 1346 amino acids.
AUGCUGAACCCAGGCGCCCGGCCGUGGUACCCGUCAUGCGACGGGGCGGUCGGCGUGCAGGUGCCGCCAGUGCGCCGGCAGAAUGACCCGUACCAAGUUGGCGCGCUGCAGCGGCCGCCGACGCCACUCUGCGGCGACACGGACCUCAGCGCCAUCCAGAUAGACUCCCUCAGUAGCGCUGUGGCCACUGCGGCUCCCGCGGCCGUUGCGGCUCCCGUGUCCGUUGCGGCCGUCGCCGCCGCGCCGCCGCGGAAGGGGCCGUACCGCAGCACAAUGCUUCUGGAGCAGGACGUCCCGGCGCUCUCCGGUUACUGCCGGCAGCGGCCGCCGUGGAAGUCGAGUGGGUGGAUGGCCGGCUCGACGGCCCCGCGGCCGAGGUCAACGACGCUCUCCUCGCUGGACUCGCAGGGCGAGUCGCGGGAGGUCACCGUGGCGCUGGAGGAGUCGUACUGCGGGGCGGCCUCCCGCACGCCGACCCCGAAAGUAUCGAUCCCCCUUCCGCGCUCGCAGCGGCAGGCGAAACUGCGCCCCGACACCCCCGCCGACGCCGCAGCGGCGUGGGCGACGGCAACCCCGCCCCCGCGCUCAGGCACAAAUACAGACUCAAAUACAACAACCGCGACGACGCCCGCAACGUGUGCGGCCAACACGACUGCGAUGAGUGCGACGACCACGACGUCCGCCAACGCAACCACAGCGACCACGGAUGAGGAGGAUAUCGACAACACCGACAACACGGGGGUCGCCUCCAACGAGGGCGGGGACACGUACUCCGAGACGGAGGGCACCACGCAAAGCAAUUCCAAUGAGGUCACCCGUCUCGGGAUACGGGCGGAGGGCCCGAAGCCGGCGCCAGCUUCCUCACUGUCGGGGUCUUUGACGGCCGCCAAGAAGCCUAAGCCGAAGACGCGGCGGGAUGAGAAGUGGACGAUUGUGCAGGGGAAGUCAGGGGCCGAUUCCGCCGCUGCGGCUGCGGCGGUAUCGCUGAAGAAGUCCGCGUCAUGCGCAACUGCGGGGAAGGUGCGGGAGAAUGGGGCUGUUGUGCGGCUUCCGGGCCGGCAACCGGCGGAGCUGGGAAGGAGCAAGCAGCAGCAGAGGGAGAAGGAGGAUGAGGGCUCUGGAAAAGACGAGGCGAUCGUUGAGGCCAAGGCAAAGCGCCCACGGGAUUUACGCCGCACGAAGGUUGACAGCAGCGACGAGGAAUUACUGGAGCGUCUGGUGACUGGCACGGCGCCCGCUGCCGUAGCAGUUGUUGCCGCCGCCGCCGCCGCCGUCGCCGCCGCAGCGAGAGCGGCGACGCCCUCGCCAAACCUUAGUGCGCCUCCCGCCGCCGUCGAGGGGUCCCUUACACCGCUUACCGUUAUGGGGGUUCCGAUUGUGGGCGUUGCGCAGAGUGAGGAGCUUUUGCCCGCCCCGCCGGUGAGCGCGCGGCAGAGCAUUGCCUACCGGACCUUUAUCCGUGCGUUGACCGUCUCCGAGGCGUCAAACGUCAAGAUGCUCCUUUUGCAGCGUGCACUGCGGCAGUUGCCGGAGUCUAGCUACCACCAGUGCCCCGCGUUGGUCUGCGCGAUUCUGCUCGAGACGAGCGACGGCUGCGUUGACGUGGAGAAGAGCCUGCAGACGUGCUACAAGGCACUGCAGCUCGCGGAGAAGCAACAACUUGAGCUGUUUGAGAUGCUCUCUCGCCUCGCCAUCACGCGGACCUUUGCGCGCGUCAUUGACACCAUGGACGCCCGCGCCAACCUGACACGCGCGGCGACGAUUGCCAUUGCCAAGAAUGAAAAACCCGCGCUCGGCUGGAUCGCAAUGCAGAUGGGCGUGACGCUCGAAAUCACCGGUCUGUUUCCCGAGUCCCUCGCCUGGUACGAGGCGGCGGAGCGCCUUGCCCGGGCCACGGCACAGCCCCAAUUGCUCUGCGAUAUUUAUUGCUGCCAGAGCAUUGCCUUCUCAGCCAUUGGCGAGAUAGAGCAGGCGAAUCAGGCCUACGAGGCCUCACGUGCGCUGCUUCCAUUCAUCCCGCGGCACCGUCACCAGCGGUCCCUGCAAAACUACGCCCAGCUAAAGUGCCAGCUUGGCGACAUGUCAGCUGCCUUGCAUUUGCAGGAGACCGAGCUUGAGAUUGCCAGGGAGUUCGGAGACACGCAGGCGAUAUCGCGCUGCUUGGGUGCCAUUGCCCUCACGAAGCGCUUUCUUUGCCGCUACGACGAGGCUGCCGAGAACUACAUGGAGGAGCUCUCCGUCUACAACGCCCAAGACCCGCGACAGACGAUUGAGUCUCUCACAGGCGCGGCUGUCUGCUGGCGACUGGGUGGGCACUUGCAGAAGGCGUACGACUACUGUAUGCGGGCGCUGCGGCAGGCACAACAAUGCCAAGACUUAACGACCCUCGCGAAGGCCUUGGUGGAGUUGGCUGAGGCCGAGUUAAGCCUAGACCUGUCGGAGAAGGCACAACAACACCUGCAGGAGUCCCUGGCCACUAUCGCGCGUGUGGAUGAGGCGGAGCAGAAGCAGUACCUGGUUAAGGCAGCCCUUUGCGAGGUGGAGUGGCGCUGCUGUAGUAUUCUGGAGCAGGUGCACUUCCGCAAGAAUGAAGCCUUUGCGGCCCUUCAGUGCUCUGAUCGUAGCCACGUCCCAAACACGGUUCAGGUGUCCCGUUUGCUGUUGCGCCGGCAAAGGCGGGCCGGGGCGCAACUAGAGACAAAGGACGCGGAGCUCGUCAGCCGAAGCGCCGUUGAGGGGCUUUUGAAGAGUCCUGCGAUGCAGGGGUGGCGAAUAGUAUGCUACUCGCUUCCCUGGAACGAAGGGUUGGACUUCAUGGCGUACGUUCUGGGGCUGGACGAUGACGGCAGCCUGACCUGCGUGGCCCUUCCGCUGCGUCUGCAGGAGGAGCUGAUUGCCCUGCUGUGCACCUCCACCGCCCUUUCAAAGGUCCUGGACGCGCCAAUGUACGCGGAGGACGGGGUGCGGCUCUACGGCGACACCCCGCUCUGGCCGCAGCUCUACUCAAAAGUGGCCUUUGACUUCUGCCAGUCGCCGACGAAUGCGGCGCGUGUGAAGUCGCUCGACGCCGACGCAACGUACUGCCUGAAGGUUUUGCACGACGGCUUCAUUGCGCCCUUAGCAACGCACCUGGGCGACGCCGGUGGGCUGAUGUUCGUCGGCGAUGGCGUUUUCAGCCGUCUGCCGUUCCACGCCUUUUACGACGGGCGGCAGUACCUUGCAGAGCGCUUCUGCACAAGCACGUGCUGCUCCAUGGCGCUGCUGUGCACGCACUACGCCGACGCGGCAGCGGCGGCGCGGGCGGGGGAGGCGCGGGAGGCGCGGCGGUACACCGUCGUCGACGCCGCCGCCCACACCUCCGCGCUGCUAGACGCGUACCUCGCCGAGGCGGUGGAGGUGGGCGUCUGCGUGCGUCGCGUGGUGAUAGAUGAGGACCGCGAAGAGCCGGCCGCCGAGGCCCGACGGGUCGGCGACGCUGACGGGGAGGAAACGGCGGUGCCGUCGGACGACGCGGACGUCGCCGCGACGCAGCGGCUGCUCUCCGCCCUGCACCGCCGCGGGAAGGUGCGCGGCGUCCGCAACGCCCUCUACCGUGCCGUGCACGAGGAGGCCGCGCUGGGCGGUGUGCUUGAGCUGCGGCUGCGGGCGCUGCCGGAGGUGCGGGAGGACUACUGCGGCAUGUUCUGUGCGUCCUCGAGCGACGUCGUCGCGAGCCAGUCGGGCGAGGUCGCCAACACCUGGGACCUGCGCCCCUACGCCCUCGUGGUGUGCACCGGGGUAGGGACGUACGCCGGGCUGUCCAUCCACGAGACCGGCGUCCCGGUGUACCGCGCGCUGCAGUACGCGGGGGCUUGCCGCAUGCUGAUGGCGGUCAACAGCCGGCUGCCGACGAGCGACCGCGUCGCGGCGGCGGCGGCGGCGGCGGCGAUGGCGGGCGGGUGCAGCGUCGCCGCGUGCGUGCGUGGCGCGUACCUGCAGUGCAUCGCCGACGGCGCCCCCCUGGCGGAGUGGGCCGCCUUCUCGCUGGUCGGGCUGCCCUGA